Molecule: messenger RNA, 1115 nt
Organism: Bombus pyrosoma
Lineage: Eukaryota; Metazoa; Arthropoda; Insecta; Hymenoptera; Apidae
Exons: 3
Coding region: 137-418 (93 amino acids)
Source: RefSeq, a predicted model, not a curated record
GUCUGAAUGGGAUGCAAGAAGAAUCAUAAGAGUCUGUGAAGAUAAGGAAAUAUGUUUCUUUUCAUUUCUUUCCAUACGUAUAUACGAUUGGCUGAAAAUCGGAAUGGUGAAGUGAUCAACACAUCGGAAGUGCAAGAUGAGAGUUACGCUCGCCUUAGCUGUAAUCCUCAUUGUUUGUAUCAGCAUUCAAUGCGUUGAGAGCAAAGUAAAGAAGACAACACAGUUGUCUCUACAAAGCAAAGAAACGAACGUAGUGAACUUCAUGAGAUUACUCGUGAUGAGACUUGUGUUUGGAGUUGCAUCGGCGAUGGGUCUCGGUGAAAAUUUGUCCGGUGUGCUCGGAGGGAUUUUCGUACCUCCUGGAGCAGAUGAUUACAGUGACUAUGCCGAUGAUGAUUUCAUAUCAGAUUUGUUUUAAUAAUAGUGCACGUUAAACAGCAAUUCGAACAUACAAUUGCGAACAUCAACCAAUUCGAAUUAUGAUUUUGCAUUUGAUUCUGUUUCGUCCUAAAAUUGAUGCACAAAGUCUCAACCAAAGUGUAUGUAUAUACUUACGCUUUUAUACCGUUAUUCGUCAUAUUUUCCGUAUACAACACUUGAAAUGUACAAUAACCGAAGAUGCAUCAUUAGCGGUCUCUACUAUCACCUUCUGUUUUAUUAUUGUUAAUGAAAAUAUUUCUAAUUCGAACAACUUAGUAUUCUUAUGUGCAGAAAUAAAGAUAUAUUGUUUUAUUCUUAUCUUCAAAUAAUUACACUCGAUUAUCUUUAGAAAAUUUAGUUAAUAUGAAUUAGGAAUUUUGGUUAAUUUAUUCUAAAUUUAAAAUUAAUUCAACAUUUUUCUUAAUAUUUUUACUAACUAAAUCUAUAACUAAAUCUAUUGUAUCACACUUCCUAUGACAAACAGUAAUUAUUUUAUUAUUAUUUGUAAAUAAUAUAUUAUUUAUAUUUAUUAUUUAUUUAUCAGCAUAACUAUGAAAAAACGAAACCUUGCGUCAAAAGGCGUCUUAUAUUAAAUAUGCAAUUUAAAUUGCUCUUUGUACAUAUUAAGGUUUUAGUAAAAAGACAAAUCGCUGCUUUUAUUUGUUUUCUAAUAUUACAAAAUUAUGUACCUAAUA